AUGUUCACCACUCGAACGUUCCUUUCUGCGAUGUCAAGAAGUGACGUUGCUACACUCAGAGAUCAUGCCAAAGUAACUGUGAAAAUGAUUGACACCGUAAUCAAAAAUUUGGAUCAAGAAACGGGCAAACGCACUGAUACAGGCAGCGAUUUGGAUCCGCAUCUUAUAGGUUUGUUUUGCCGAUGA
This is a messenger RNA of Anisakis simplex (herring worm), 186 nucleotides long. The record is from the annotation of a GenBank genome assembly. Lineage: Eukaryota; Metazoa; Nematoda; Chromadorea; Rhabditida; Anisakidae.